ACAAAUGGAAGGGAGCGUUAUUAUAAUUUGUUUCCUGAGAAACAGAGAGAAAAAGUGAAGUGUGUGUUUGCUUGAAUGGUCUUUGAAAAGAUAGACUUUUUGUUUUUUCAGUCUUUAACACACAAACCCAACUCCAAAGCAAUCCUCUGAAACUCCCAACCCCAACAAACACAGACCUUUCAACAAACCCAAAUAAAAACCCAUUUCCAAUUUCCAAUUUUUCUUUGUCUCCCAUUCUCUCUCUCUCUCUCUCUUCAGCAACCUCGACUGUGAGAGAGAGAUGGCCGCGGCGGUGGUGGCGACGGCAGGGAAUGGAAUUGGAGUAGAAGUGUGGAAGGCCCAUGCGGCCAUGGCCUUGGUGCAACUCUUCAAUGGCGGGUACCAUGUAAUUACCAAAGUAGCCCUCAAUGUUGGGAUCAAUCAAAUUGUUUUCUGCGUCUUCCGGGACCUCAUCGCCCUUUCUAUCCUCGCCCCCAUCGCCUAUUACAGGGAAAAACGAAUUCGACCACCAAUGAAUAAACGUCUCCUCUUGUCGUUCUUCUUUCUUGGGUUAACUGGGAUAUUCGGCAACCAGCUUUUGUUUCUUAUUGGUCUUGGCUACACAAACCCAACAUAUGCUGCUGCCAUACAACCUGCUAUUCCAGUUUUUACAUUCAUCCUGGCAAUGCUAAUGGGUACAGAAAAAGUGAACGUGCUCACGACUGAAGGUCAGGCAAAGGUUGGAGGUACAGUCGUAUGCGUUUCUGGUGCUGUGCUAAUGGUUCUCUAUCGUGGCCCAACGUUAUUAGGAAAUUCAGAGCUAGAAUUUUCAGCACAGAGUGAAAUUAUUGCUAGAAGUCAACCAGAACCUGCUGGAUGGUUAAUGUCGAAUUUUGCAGAGUACGGGCUGGAUGAUUUUCACCUUGGAGUGUUAUGCUUAAUAGGGAAUUGUAUAUGCAUGGCUGCUUUUCUGGCCAUUCAGGCUCCAGUUUUAAAAAGGUAUCCUGCAAACAUAUCAGUCAUUGCAUAUUCAUACUUCUUUGGUGCCAUAUUGAUGGUAGUGACAGCAUUCUUUAUGACCAAUGAAACAACGGAGUGGAGUUUAACACAGUCUGAGGUGUUUGCUGUCAUUUAUGCUGGAAUUAUUGCAUCUGCACUUAAUUAUGGACUCCUAACAUGGUGCAAUAAGAUCAUGGGCCCUGCUUUGGUUGCCCUCUAUAAUCCACUUCAGCCUGCUGCAUCUGCCUUAUUAUCAAGAAUCUUCCUGGGAAGUCCUAUCUAUUUGGGAAGUGUUUUCGGGGGAUUUCUAAUUAUUGCCGGUCUUUAUGUGGUCACUUGGGCAUCUUAUAAAGAAAAGAAAGAAGCUUUGGUAACCAUACCUAAUGUUAGUCGAAGCUCCGAACCUCUCAUCCACAGAGAUUUGACAAUUAAUAAGUUGAGAGGACACCUUUUCCCAGGAUCCGCCAACACUGUACCAAAAUCUUCAGAUUAAUCAACCUCAUGGACGGUUCAGAUGUAAAGUUACCUUUAAAUUUUGGCUUGCUAUUGUAAGUUAGCAACAUAGAUGAGAUUACUAUUAUCUCUUUUUGUGGCUUGUCAAUUUAUAUGAUGUUCUCUCUGCCAAGUAAAUGUAGGAAAUGCUAUUGGUUAUUUUUUCUCUCAGCUGAAGAGCUUAUGUUGAUUCUUGAGCACGGUCACUUCAUACAAAAAAAUGUUCGAUGGAAGCUACGGAUCCAGGUAUUUACCCCUUACAUAAGCCACAUAAUGAAAGAGGGGAAAAGCAAUGGGUGAUGACCAAAUUUUCAUUAUGUAAUCAGAGUUACAUCUAUCAAUAUUAUUAUUAUCUUAUACACA
Messenger RNA from Ziziphus jujuba (common jujube), 1833 nucleotides. Its product is annotated as WAT1-related protein At3g45870. The coding region runs from base 281 to 1471 and encodes 396 amino acids. The transcript is spliced from 7 exons. The record is from RefSeq and is a predicted model, not a curated record. Gene Ontology annotation, cellular component: plasma membrane. Gene Ontology annotation, molecular function: transmembrane transporter activity. Lineage: Eukaryota; Viridiplantae; Streptophyta; Magnoliopsida; Rosales; Rhamnaceae.